AUGUUCUCUCGUGCUUUCAUCUCCAUUGUUUUCAUCGCGGUUGCGGCCAUGAGUGCCAGUGUCAAAGCUGCGUGCGACAAUGGAACCCCAGGAUACACCCACAUCGUCGUCGCCGGUGACACUUGCUACGCCAUCGCUGCGCAGGGCGGUAUCACCAUCGACCGUCUCGAAGCGGCCAAUCCUGGUAUCGAGUGCUCGAACCUUCAGACCGGAGAGAGAAUUUGCGUUCCUAGUAAUGCCUAAUCCACCAGCUUUCAUGAUGCUGUUGUUCGACAGUAGUUACACUACUCAAGUAUCUGGAGUCAUAACUUGACAUUUGAUUUUGCGUUCUCAAACCUUUGCCUUAACAUCGACUUCCCUGACGCCCAGCUUCCAUCCC
Molecule: messenger RNA, 379 nt
Organism: Desarmillaria tabescens
Lineage: Eukaryota; Fungi; Basidiomycota; Agaricomycetes; Agaricales; Physalacriaceae
Exons: 3
Coding region: 1-243 (80 amino acids)
Source: RefSeq, a predicted model, not a curated record